Molecule: messenger RNA, 179 nt
Organism: Pelobates cultripes (western spadefoot toad)
Lineage: Eukaryota; Metazoa; Chordata; Amphibia; Anura; Pelobatidae
Source: the annotation of a GenBank genome assembly
GAAACCCACUUCAAGGGUGCAGAUGCGCCCACCAUGAAAAAUAAUCGGUACCCCACGGGAUUUUAUGCAAACCACACAGACAAGAAGAAGGCCAUAGUAGCUAUCCUACUCUCCAAUAAUGUCCCAUUUAUCUGCGUGGAGCAGAAAUCAGACCCCGGGGGUAGAUAUAUUCAUCAAAG